Ipomoea triloba (trilobed morning glory) is the source of this 1960-nucleotide messenger RNA. RefSeq names its product peptide-N4-(N-acetyl-beta-glucosaminyl)asparagine amidase A. The record is from RefSeq and is a predicted model, not a curated record. Gene Ontology annotation, cellular component: vacuole. The transcript has a single exon. Lineage: Eukaryota; Viridiplantae; Streptophyta; Magnoliopsida; Solanales; Convolvulaceae. Bases 3 to 1808 code for a protein of 601 amino acids.
UCAUGGCUUUCUCCGUUUUCUAUCUCCUCUUUUCCGCUCUCUUCCUCCUCCCCUUCUCCGCCGCCACGCUCCACUCCACCACCGCCCUCUUCCGGCCACAAUUGCUCUCAGACCCGCCGCAAAAUGACGCCCCCACCGCCUACUUUGAGGUCACAAAGCCCAUCCCUUUACCCAAAACCAAACCUUGCUCCUAUCUCCUUUUGGAGCAUGAUUUUGGGUACACUUAUGGGCACCCACCGGUUCUUGCGAAUUACACCCCACCCUCGAAUUGCCCGUCCCAGAAAUUCUCCAAGAUUGUCCUUGAAUGGACUGCCACGUGUAAAGGCCGGCAAUUUGACCGGAUUUUUGGGGUUUGGCUUGGUGGGGUUGAGGUUUUGAGGAGCUGCUCUGCUGAGCCGAGGGCUAGUGGGAUUGUUUGGACAGUUAAGAAGGACAUUACGAGGUAUAAUUCUUUGCUGAUGAGUAAUCAGAUUCUUGCUGUUUAUCUAGGGAACCUAAUUGACAGUACUUAUACUGGUGUAUACCAUGCUAAAAUCAAGAUUCAUUUUUACCCUGAGGAAGGGUUGAGUUUGAGUAUGAAGAAAUCUGGGAAUUUGUUUGAUUCUGCGGCGGAUUUGAUAAUACCCAUUUCGAGAAAUUUGCCGUUGAAUGAUGGGUUGUGGUUUGAAGUUGAGAAUUCGACAGAUUUUGAGUCUAAGGAGUUCAAGAUUCCUGGGAAUGCUUAUAGGGCAGUGUUGGAGGUUUAUGUUUCUUUCCAUGAAAAUGAUGAGUUUUGGUAUGGGAAUCCUCCAAAUGAGUAUAUUUUUGCUAAUAAUCUCACUGGCCUUCCAGGGAAUGGGCCUUUUAGAGAGGUGGUUGUUAGUUUGGAUGACAAGGUAGUUGGUGCUGUUUGGCCUUUCACUGUGAUUUACACUGGAGGUGUGAAUCCCCUCUUGUGGAGACCUAUAACGGGGAUUGGCUCGUUCGAUCUCCCUUCCUAUGACAUCGAGGUUACUCCGUUCUUAGGAUCGUUACUAGACGGGAACACACAUAAGGUUGGUUUUAGCGUCACGAACGCUUUGAAUGUCUGGUACAUUGAUGCAAAUUUGCAUCUUUGGUUGGACUUUAAGAGCGACAAAACAGAGGGGAGCCUGGAAAAGUACAUUAGCCAGCCCCUUUCGUUUUCCCUGAUAUCGAAUUUCUCUGGCUUUGAUGGAUCGUUUCUGACAAAGGCGAAUCGACACAUAACGUAUACCGGAUGGGUGAAAUCGUCGUAUGGGAUGAUCACUACAGAGGCCACUCAAGGCUUUAAUUUUACUAACUUUAUGGUCAUGGGGAAUGAAGGGAAUUUGCAGAUAAUCAAUCAGACAAUCGAUUUCAACGACAAGGUUCUUGCCAAGAUGAAAUCUUCUGUUAGCUCGCUUAAAUCUGAUAAGAAGUUCAUCUUCACAAUGUAUUCUGAUAACGUGAUUCAUUCGAAUCACAGCUAUUCUUCCAUAGCUAAUCUAACACUAGGCUUUAAUGAGAAGAGGACUAAGACUUCUGAUUCAGGACAGUUCUUCAGCUCUCUUGUGAAUUUGCAAAAUGGACAGGGCUCUAUGCUUGUGAAGGGCAGCACGGUAGUGAGUGGUUUGGGGAAUACACAACAAGUGUACCAUUACAUUGACGAUUCGUUCUGUUACCUCAGGAAUAUCAGCAGUUCGAAUUAUACAAUCCUCUACGAUAAUGAGAGCUAUGAUUGCAAGAAAAGAACACGGUCUCAGUUGCACCUUCAACCUGUUCGAAGGGCUUCCUUAGCAUCCCACAUCGUUGAGAAAGGAGCGGUCUAAGUUUCUUCCUCCUUUUAAUUUCUUGCCAUAACAGUUUGGUUUCAGAGAAUUGUGGUGUGCUUUCUCAAUAAAGCUUAAUUAGACUGGCUUGAUAUUAAGAACUACUUGAAUUGAAUUUUAAGAUAUUCAAAUUUGGCCUGCUAGAUUUGUAA